This is a messenger RNA of Humulus lupulus (European hop), 567 nucleotides long. RefSeq lists its product as uncharacterized. Bases 1 to 567 code for a protein of 188 amino acids. NCBI's taxonomy places the organism in Eukaryota, Viridiplantae, Streptophyta, Magnoliopsida, Rosales, Cannabaceae. The record is from RefSeq and is a predicted model, not a curated record. The transcript has 3 exons.
AUGGUUGCAUGCUCCUUUAAUAUGAUGUUUACUUAUGUCUACGCUGGAUGGGAAGGAACAACCAAUGACUCUCGAGUGCUUCUUGAUGCAAUUAGAAAAGACGAUAACUUUCCCAUGCCACCACCAGGUAAAUACUAUGUUGUUGAUUCUGGCUAUCCAAAUAUGCCUGGGUUUCUAGCACCAUAUCGUGGUGAGCGUUAUCACUUGCGUCCCUUUAGAGGAAGAGGGAACCAUCCUAGAGGUGCGAUGGAGUUAUUCAAUUAUAGGCACUCAUCAUUGCGCAAUGUGAUUGAACGUUGUUUUGGACUUCUUAAAGCCAGGUUUCCCAUUUUGAAGUCAAUGCCUCCAUACUUGCUUGGAAAGCAACUUGAUGCUACACCUGUUGAAGAUAUUGAAGGAACUGAAAGCCAAUCUAAUACAACAAUAGAAAACCAACAAGAAGGAGAUGAAGCAGGAAUUUCUGAGGCACCACAGAUUAAUUUCAGUCAAGCUUAUAUGGCUAAGAUGGAAAAUAUUAGAGAUGACAUUGCUGGACAAAUGUGGCUUAGUUAUAACAAUAAUGUUUAG